GCAUGAACUGUCUUCGCUAUAGUGCAUAUAUCGCUGCGUUCUGCUACUGAAAGAGGGAGAUAGAGAGGGGGAGAGAAGGAGGAGGGAGGAACGAAGGGAGACUGCGUGCAAGAGACAGACAGAAAGAGAGCGAGCGAACACAAUCUCUCUUCAGACAAGAGGAAAAUUACCAGCAGAAUAAGGCAUCAAGCGACCGUCUGCACCAUUCUGACACCCCAUCCUUUUGCGCCGAUCGUCCUACACAACCUGAUCGGAGCGACAAUGGAUCUACCUGCAACCGGGGAGCACGUAUUUGCCGUGGAAAGCAUCGAAAAGAAACGAUUUAAAAAGGGUAGGAUAGAAUACCUGGUCAAGUGGAGAGGGUGGUCCUCUAAAUACAACACAUGGGAACCAGAAGAAAACAUACUCGACCCGCGGCUUCUUACCGCUUUCCAAAACAGGGAGAAACAGGAGCAGCUGAUGGGAUAUCGCAAGCGAGGACCCAAAACCAAGCCACUCUUUUUGCAGCUUCCAUCUUUUGCAAGGCGAUCGGGCCUAUUCUCCGAAUUCCAGGAGAUGUCUCUGGAGGAGGAGCACCGAUCCAAAUCGGACCCGGUCAUGAUGAGUCACUUACAGCCACAGCAAUACCAGCUAAACAGCAAAAAAUACCACCAGUACCAGCCCAAUGGCAAAGAGAGUGUCAUGGAACAGCAGGCCAACGCCAAGAAAAAAUAUUUCUAUCAGCUGAACAGCAAAAAACAUCAUCACUACCAGCCAGACCCAAAGAUAUAUGACCUGCAGUUUCAAAAGCCCAAGGAGGUCAAAGGUGAGGAACCCACCAAUCAUAAAUGGAAGCUUCCGCCUACUACGCAUCAGAAAUGGGUGUGCGAUAAAACACCAGGAUGCCUGAGCAAAAUGAAGGACCUGUCCCUGGAGCUGAAUAAGAGUGAAGGGGACAAAGAAGAGAUCAGCUGCAACCCCAAGGAGAUGGAUCUCCCCAAUGGCAUCAGCAGCAAGAUGAAGAUCAUUAAGAACAAAAACAAGAACGGCCGAAUUGUCAUUGUCAUGAGUAAGUACAUGGAGAACGGCAGCCAGUCAGCCAAGAUUAAGAAUGGCGACCCGUCGGUGGUGGAGAAGCCAGUGGAUGGGAAACGGCCUGAGGGCAGUGAGUCACAGAAGUUCAUAGACGGGGCUGAAAGGAUUGAGAGUCCAGCCUUGGAAAAUGGAACCUCCAGUGACUAUAGAAGUGUGGCAUGUAACAAUGAUUCUAAACAAACUGAUGGACAGAAUUGCUCAAGAGGAGAGCAGGCAAAUGAGAAGGAGCUGAUUGGAGGAGACGGAGUGGGCGUGGCUGUGAGCCGGGUGGAGCCUAACAUGACCCACCAAUCACCUGCCUCCCCCAUGAUGAACAAAGAGGGGGAUCGCCCCGCCCCAUCUGCCAGCCGCUUCCUCAAACGGCACCUGUCUGACCCAGAAGAGGACCAUGGCAGGUCCAAAGUGUUCCUGAGUGUCCGGAGCGUUAGCGCUCCUGGUGGCGUACCGACUGCAGCUGAUCCGGAACACCCGAGCUACGGCCUGAGCUACAGUCAGGGGCAAAGCCUCCUGGGUGUGGACUUGGAGGAACCGAUUGACCUGAGCUGUGUGAGGUCCAGACAAGAGCGAGAUGCUCUCCCCAAAGCUGAGCUCCCCUCAGAGGGCGACAAAGCAAAGAAGCCGGAGCCCAGCUGUGCUUUCAGACCCUUCCUGGGAAACAUCAUCAUCACAGAUGUGACAACGAACUGUCUGACCGUGACCUUUAAGGAAUAUGUCUCAGUGUAAGGCCCCCCAAGGCUGCAGCGACAGAUCAGUGAAUAUCACCAAGCUGUACAUUUAUACAAAAAUGAUUACAUUUUGUACAUAUAAAAUAUUUAUCACAAAGACAGACGUUGCUGAACAUAAGACUUCAGUGUUUUUUUUUUAUACUUAGAUGCUUUUGAGAUUUUGAGCUGGAAACAUGACACGAGUUUGAAAUUCUUACCACACCACAAGGAUGAAAUACAGAUUUUGUCUGGUUAACAGUUUUCUUGUACGGAAGACGUUCUACUUUACCGUGGCUACAGAUUACUUUCUUCAUAGAUACACCUGCCGUUCUGUCACCUAGAGGUGGUUCACGUUACGUACCUAAUCAUAGGUACUACUUUGCAUUGCAUUCUGGGAACAGGAAGUCUACGUCCUUGUCUUUCACGUUGGUAUAGCGCAGCCCAGAUGGGAAAGCACAGACAUACAUAUAGCUCAUACAGACACAUUUUUCAUACGCUUCUGAAAAUUGUCAUGGUUUUCACUGGUUCUUACUACCAGUUUCGCUUCACAUUCCACACUAUUUAACGUCCUAAUCCCAGUUUAUAGGGCAAAGACAGUUUUGUGUACAUUGGUGCAAAAAGUUUGUUCCAUAAAUGGCGGGACACACCCAUAGAUUUUAUUUAAGCUAUUGGAUAUACAAACAUAGCUACUGGAUAUGCAUUUUACAUGUAUGUAAAUGUUUGGUGAGCUUGUCUGUCUGGUUAUGCUGCAGUAAACUCGAAUGGAGCAUUGAUGAAGUCGACUGUAAUGCACAGCAAUACUGGUUUCAGGGAGACCAUAGAUUGUUGGAGUAGCUCUCAGUUCAACGUUUGUGAUAUGACCUCUCUCAUCACUCCAGUGCAUGAUGGGAAAGAGACCUGCCCGAUAUCAGAUAAAAUAUUUGUGUCAUAUGUUGUCCUUAUUAAAAGCUCUUCUGCUGGCUAAAAGGCCAUUUUAAUAGAAAUAGAUGUUAACUUUGGGCUGAACAGUUUUGGAAAUGAUAUGUCAGGCAAGUAUAAGAACUAUCAGUCAAAUUCAUUCAGAGGUUUAUAUACAGAUGUUACUUAGUUAUACACGCAUUGAUUUUAGUGAAAUGUGACUUUUUGGCAGAGGAUCUUUCUGGGAGUUCGCAAGCCAGGAGAACCCAGUGUUAGGAUGUUCCGGCCUUCGGCGUCUGCUCUCAGAUUCUGGCCUUCAUCACCACCACGAGCCCAUUGUCACGAUUCACCACGGCUCGCGAGAAAUUGAAAAAGUUACCAUAUUCAUUUAACAAACAUUUAUUUCCUGUUAGUUUUUUGAUAAUCUUUAAACUGUAUUUUUGUUUUAAAAAAAAUGAUGGCAUAUGGUGCUUAAUAUUAGGCUUUAGAAUAGCAUUUUUUCGAACCCAGCAUUUCUCAAUCCGGUCCUUGGGGAAUCCCCCGGCAGUCCAAUUUUUUGGUUCCUACCAGCUCUGGAACGGAAUAAUCAAGCACCGACACCUAGUACACGUAUGCUGAGAGCCGGGAGGGAGCGAAAACGCGGAUUGCUGGGGGUCCCCAAGCACUGAGUUGAGAAACACUGUUGUAACCUGUUCCACCCAUGAUAUGACUGCUGCUAAAUGGAGUUUGCUAAAUAUUACAUUAGGAUGUUUGUUAAACUGCUUGAAUGUAACAAAAUAGGACUGGCUGUCAGUAACCAACUUGUCCAAAUGCAUAGCGUAUGAGGGUGUUUGUCUUUCACUCUUAUUGCUCUGUAGGGUUGGGUGUGCAGUGUUUGGCCCACAUCUGGGUAGCGAGAGGUUAAUCUCUUACCCGUGUCUGCGUUCUCUGUACAUGAGCUGCCCCUGUAUAAAAAGUACUGCUUUGAUAUUGCCCAA
This is a messenger RNA of Paramormyrops kingsleyae, 3652 nucleotides long. Its product is annotated as E3 SUMO-protein ligase CBX4-like. Gene Ontology annotation, cellular component: PRC1 complex. Gene Ontology annotation, molecular function: SUMO binding; SUMO ligase activity. The record is from RefSeq and is a predicted model, not a curated record. Gene Ontology annotation, biological process: negative regulation of transcription by RNA polymerase II; protein sumoylation. Lineage: Eukaryota; Metazoa; Chordata; Actinopteri; Osteoglossiformes; Mormyridae.